CUGGAAUGGAAGAGAUAAUUAAAUUAAUUAGGCCUUGAACUUCUACUUUCGUUUAGAAUUUAGGCAUUAUUUUUCCCCUUGCUUUCGAAAAAAGAGUCAAGAAACACUAAUGGCAACCCUUCGAGUCGACGAAAUUCAUAAAAUUCUCCGCGAACGUAUUGAACAAUAUAAUAGGAAAGUAGGGAUUGAGAAUAUAGGUCGCGUAGUUCAAGUGGGGGAUGGGAUUGCUCGUAUUAUAGGUCUUGGUGAAAUAAUGUCGGGUGAAUUAGUCCAAUUUGCAGAAGGUACUAGGGGUAUUGCUCUGAAUUUGGAAUCCAAAAAUGUUGGGAUUGUAUUAAUGGGCGAUGGGUUGAUGAUACAAGAGGGCAGUUUUGUAAAAGCAACAGGAAGAAUUGCUCAGAUACCCGUGAGUGAGGCUUACUUGGGUCGUGUUGUAAAUGCUCUGGCUAAACCUAUUGAUGGGAAAGGCGAAAUUAUAGCUUCCGAAUCUCGCUUAAUUGAAUCUCCUGCUCCAAGUAUAAUUUCCAGGCGUUCCGUAUACGAACCUCUUCAAACAGGGCUUAUUGCUAUCGAUUCGAUGAUUCCUAUAGGGCGCGGUCAGCGAGAGUUAAUUAUUGGGGACAGACAGACUGGCAAAACAGCAGUAGCUACAGAUACAAUUCUCAAUCAAAAAGGGCAAGGUGUAAUAUGUGUUUAUGUAGCUAUCGGUCAAAGAGCAUCCUCCGUAGCUCAAGUAGUAACUACUUUCCAUGAGGAGGGGGCCAUGGAAUACACUAUUUUAGUAGCUGAAAUGGCGGAUUCACCUGCUACAUUACAAUACCUCGCUCCUUAUACGGGAGCAGCCCUGGCUGAGUAUUUUAUGUACCGCGAACGGCAUACUUUAAUAAUUUAUGAUGAUCUCUCCAAACAGGCACAAGCUUAUCGCCAAAUGUCCCUUCUAUUAAGAAGACCUCCCGGCCGUGAGGCUUAUCCAGGGGAUGUUUUUUAUUUGCAUUCACGCCUUUUAGAAAGAGCCGCUAAAUUAAAUUCUCUUUUAGGCGAAGGAAGUAUGACCGCUUUACCAAUAGUUGAGACUCAAUCUGGAGACGUUUCCGCCUAUAUUCCUACUAAUGUAAUCUCCAUUACAGAUGGACAAAUAUUCUUAUCGGCGGAUCUAUUCAAUGCCGGAAUUCGACCCGCUAUUAAUGUGGGUAUUUCUGUUUCCAGAGUAGGAUCCGCGGCUCAAAUUAAAGCCAUGAAACAAGUAGUUGGCAAAUCAAAAUUGGAACUAGCUCAAUUCGCAGAGUUACAAGCCUUUGCACAAUUCGCCUCUGCUCUCGAUAAAACAAGUCAGAAUCAAUUGGCAAGGGGUCGACGAUUAAGGGAAUUGCUUAAACAAUCCCAGGCAAAUCCUCUCCCAGUGGAAGAGCAGAUAGCUACUAUUUAUACCGGAACAAGAGGAUAUCUUGAUUCGUUAGAAAUCGAACAGGUAAAUAAAUUUCUGGAUGAGUUACGUAAACACCUAAAAGAUACUAAACCUCAAUUCCAAGAAAUUAUAUCUUCUAGCAAGACAUUCACCGAGCAAGCGGAAAUCCUUUUGAAGGAAGCUAUUCAGGAACAGCUGGAACGGUUUUCCCUUCAGUAACAAAUAAAUUUGGCAUAUCUACUCUUGUUAUUUUGCAUGUCUACUCUUGUUAUUUGAAUCAUGCAAAAAAGUUUUCUUUGUUUUUAGUUUAGUAUAGUUAUUUAAAGAAUAGAUAGAAAUAAGAUUGCGUCCAAUAGGAUUUGAACCUAUACCAAAGGUUUAGAAGACCUCUGUCCUAUCCAUUAGACAAUGGACGCUUUUCUUUCGUAUUUUAUUCUUUCUUUUAUUCUUUCUUUUAUUUGUUGUCUUCUUCCGAGAAAAAACUGUUAGACCAAAACUCUUUUAGGAAAUCAAAAAAUCCAGAUACAAAUGGAUGAUGUAUAUAUCAUGCAUAUAUCAUUAAAGAAGGAGUAUGGGGCCGGUAGUGGGAAUCGAACCCGCAACCCCAAGGUUAUGAGACUUAUGAGCUACCAAACUGCUCUAUACUCUUAAACUAAAGAGGGGUAACUAGUGGAUAAAAGAGGGUUCGAUACGUCCCUCUACCAUAUCUAUACAAAUAGAAUAGUCCAUUUAUACAGAAUGGUAAAGAGGGCUCCUCUAUGAUUAUCAAUUCCAGAAAUCCAUACAAAUACGAAAGGGUAUUUUAUCCUUACCAACUGGAUCUUGUUGCACCCGGUAAUAAACAUUCAUAAACCAUUUCUCGAAGUACGUGUCCGGAUAGCCCAAAAUGUCGAUAGUUAGCUCUAGGUCUUCCGGUCAAAAAACAACGUCGAUGAAGGCGUGUAGGUGCACUAUUACGCGGUAGGGAUUGCAAUUUUUCUCGCAUUUUCGUUUUUUCACUCAAACUCAAGGGAGAAACUUUGCUUCUUAUCUUUUUUUUUAAAGAUUGACGAAUCAAAUGAUAUUUCUGUUCUAAUUUCUGCCGCUUCUUCUCCCUCUGAAUCAAACUCUUUUUUGCCAUAAUGUGCCGUUGCUAUUAUUAUCAAGUAUACGGUUCUAAUCCUAGAUGGAAAAAUAAAUAGAAAAAGAAAUUUAAGAAGGCGGAUCCUCCCUCUCUAUCAAGAGUAAUGAACUAGGUGCUGAUACAGUACAAAAAAACAAA
Messenger RNA from Hordeum vulgare subsp. vulgare (domesticated barley), 2666 nucleotides. Its product is annotated as ATP synthase subunit alpha, chloroplastic-like. Gene Ontology annotation, biological process: proton transmembrane transport; proton motive force-driven ATP synthesis. The coding region runs from base 110 to 1624 and encodes 504 amino acids. Gene Ontology annotation, molecular function: ATP binding; ADP binding; proton-transporting ATP synthase activity, rotational mechanism. Lineage: Eukaryota; Viridiplantae; Streptophyta; Magnoliopsida; Poales; Poaceae. The record is from RefSeq and is a predicted model, not a curated record. The transcript has a single exon.